CUGCUACUUCUUCAAUUCUUCUAGAGAGUAGAGAGAGAAAAAUUAAAUGAGAGGAUAUCAGUAUACUACGCUGCUGCUGCUGCUGCUGCUGUCUAUGAUCAUCUCCUAGGUUUGGAUUUCCUGCGCUUUCUUGCUCCUCACCCACCAAACUACAAUAUAUAUACAUAUAUUGUAUCUAUCUCUUCAUAGGUAAUUUACUCCCCCCCGGUGAUCGAUUUUCUUCUUCUUCUUCUUCUUCUUCUUCACUUCGUAGUAAAGAUUCAAUCUUUGAGGGUUUUGGAGGCAGUAGUAGUCAGAAAGGCCAAAGGGGGAGCUUUUAAUCCGAUCUUUAAUCUUCAAUUCUCGAUCGAUUUUUAGCUAAUUGUUAGGGUAAGGAAUAGGGAUGGUGAUUCUGAAGUGAGAUCUGCAGAUUAGUGAGAAAAUUUAAUGUCCGGAAUGGAUGGGAGUGGUGAAGAUCACAAACCAUACAUCUACCCUAAUUCUGGAUCAUCAAUUACAGCAACAGCAGCAGCAGCUAAUUCCUUAAAUGGUGGAAACCAGAAAAUUAACGAGAACCAGGCAAUAAUCGGCUGUCCUGAUCAUCACAUGGUAAGUCUGCAGGUUCAGAGCUUCGAGGCAAACCCUGAGAUCUACAACCUGACCGCAGGCAUGGAGAUGAUGGCUUAUCAUAAUCCAACCAGAAACAACGACGAUCUGCAGCAGUGGAGAGGGUUUUACAAUAAUCAUAAUAAUAAGAUCAGUGGUAGUACUUCAGGAGGCAGUGAUUCUUGCGGUGGUCCUGGAGCAGCUAAUUCUUCCAGGGAACUGAAUGUGCCCACUUCAAGUGAUGACCAGUUUUACCACCACGAUUUGACAGCCAACGAGGCCCCGAUUAUGACAUCGCCAUGGAUUAAUAACCCUAGAUUGGUUAAUGUGGAUCAAGAUCCAUAUUCUUUGAGGUCGUGUGUUUUCCCUUGUGAAGGAAAUGAAAGGCCCAGCCAAGGGCUUUCGCUCUCCUUGAAUUCAUCGAAUCCUUCCAGGGUCACACUGCAGUCUUUUGAACUCCGACAUCACCAGCAGCUGUCUCAGCAAGGACAGUACUAUGGUUUUAUCAGGAGUUCCAGGUAUUUGAAGCCUGCCCAAGAUCUUCUUACCGAGUUCUGCAGCCUUGGAAUGAUUAAGCGAAGUGAAGACGAUGAUGAUAAUAAUGAUACCCCGAAGACGACGACAAUUAAGGUUCGGGAUGAUGACGAUGUUGCCAAGCAAUCACUCCACUCCCUCGACCUCUAUGAUUUGCAGAUUAGGAAAACGAAGCUGAUCCAAAUGCUUGAAGAGGUGGAUAGAAGGUACAAGCACUACUGCGAUCAGAUGAAGGCAGUGUCGUCAUCCUUCGAAAGCGUGGCGGGAAACGGAGCUGCGUCUGUGUAUUCUGCAAUGGCUUCGAGGACCAUGUCGAGACAUUUCAGAUGUCUGAAAGAUGGGAUUCUGCGACAAGUGAAGGCGACGAAGCAGGUGAUUGAGGAGAAGAACACGACUGUGAAUGCAGCAGGAGGUUACACCAUGAAAGGGGAGACUCCAAGACUCAAACUUCUUGAUCAAAAAUUAAGACAACAGAAAGCACUGCAGCAGAUGAGCUUGAUGGAAACUCAUCCAUGGCGGCCCCAACGUGGCCUGCCUGAAAGAUCAGUCUCCGCUCUAAGAGCCUGGCUUUUCGAGCACUUCCUCCACCCGUAUCCAAGUGACGUCGAUAAGCACAUCUUAUCUCGGCAGACGGGCCUUUCAAGAAGCCAGGUUUCGAACUGGUUCAUAAAUGCUCGAGUGAGGCUAUGGAAACCCAUGGUGGAGGAGAUGUACUCCGCCGAGCUAAAAGACAGCGCCGCCGGCGAGAAUCCGAGCCGUCCGAUCAACGACGAUGAUCGAAGAUCAGGUUUUGAUCGGACGGUCGCGGGGAAGGACACGCAAUCACUUUCUUCCAUACUCAACCAGUCUUCAGCAGACAGGAACUACAGCGGCGCCAUGGAAUUAGACUUCACAUCCUACGGCGGCGGCGGCGGCGGAGUGUCGCUUACGCUGGGGUUGCACCAGCACGGCGGGGUGAGCUCGUCGUCGUCGUCGAUGUUUUACAGUACGGCGGAGCAAAUGGAAGAGUGCCAGACUGUUCAUCAUCACUACUCCCUCCUGGAGAAUGAUCAAAGCCAGAAUUUGCCCUACAGGAAUUUGAUGGGGGCACAGCUGCUUCAUGAUUUGGCUGGAUAGUUAGUACAUUAUUUUUCUUGUUUUUUCAGAAUUCAGACGAUAUUAACCGCAAGAAUUAUAUAUAUAUAUAAUCUUAGCUAGCCUUGAA
Molecule: messenger RNA, 2323 nt
Organism: Andrographis paniculata
Lineage: Eukaryota; Viridiplantae; Streptophyta; Magnoliopsida; Lamiales; Acanthaceae
Product: homeobox protein BEL1 homolog
Exons: 4
Coding region: 427-2235 (602 amino acids)
Biological process (GO): regulation of transcription by RNA polymerase II
Molecular function (GO): RNA polymerase II cis-regulatory region sequence-specific DNA binding; DNA-binding transcription factor activity, RNA polymerase II-specific
Source: RefSeq, a predicted model, not a curated record